UUUGGGUUGAUAUAUGUACGUUUUAGAAAACUAGUAGUGUUCUUCUCGUCCCCUAAUGUGCCUCAAUGCGAUCAGGUACAUAAUGCCCUGAGAACACUUAAGGAAGAUACAAUGAAUUCAGAAAUUUUGUUCGUCCAUGUGGAUGCGGAAGCCGUUUCUGAGGUUUCAAAACAAUUGAAAAUGAAUUCUGUUCCCACAGUUUUAUUCUUUCAGUCAGGUAAGGAAAUCAAUCGCGUUCAUGGUGCAUCUAUUCCUGAUGUUACAAAAUCUGUCAUGAAUUUGCAAUCAGCACCCGAUAAUGGUUCAUUCAAUGAUCUUUCAUCACGUCUUCACUCUUUAAUUAAUAAGGCACCUGUCAUGCUUUUUAUGAAGGGUAGCCCCGAAGAACCACGAUGUGGAUUUAGCCGCCAGAUCGUCAGUAUUUUGCGUUCGAAUAAUGCUAAGUUUGAAACAUUUGACAUCUUACAAGAUGAAGUGGUUCGACAAGGUUUGAAGUCCUAUUCCAAUUGGCCAACUUACCCACAAUUAUACGUGAAGGGCGAGUUAGUGGGUGGCGUGGAUAUCGUACGAGAGUUAGCCGAUUCUGGAGAGUUAGCACAAAUGUUGAUAGUUCCGUGAAUGUGGCAAAUAAAACACCUCCUUUCUUCCAAGCCUCUGCCAUUUAUUGUAUUUUGAAAUGUAAUAUAACCUUAUUAAAUUGAAGUCUUCAUUUUUUGAAUUUGUGGGUAGUAUCGGCUUUUGAUUUUGUUUACCAUUAAUUGUAUACAUAAAAUAUUUAGAUAUGUAAGCGUGCUUACUGCGUUAACCAAUAACAAUCGACACAACCCAUGUGUUUGAUCCACUGACAUAAAAAUUUUGUUAUCUAUCAAAGAUAAUUUUUUGUGUGAAACUGUACUCAACGUUUAUGAAAACAAUAAAUUGGAGGUAAGUUUUCUACUCUGUUACUCAAAGUUAAGUCUUCACAUAACAAAUUGCCAAAGGUUGAUUUGCUAUUACUUAUGUAAUUAUGUUAGUAAAACUCACACUGAGUGAAUCCACGUAAUCUCAGCGUUUUGCCAAGCAAUCUUGUGUCCUGUCUGCAAAAUGUACUGACAUCGUUGACCUAUUUUCUAAUCAAAA
Schistosoma margrebowiei is the source of this 1119-nucleotide messenger RNA. Lineage: Eukaryota; Metazoa; Platyhelminthes; Trematoda; Strigeidida; Schistosomatidae. The record is from the annotation of a GenBank genome assembly.